AAAGUCCAUCCCCCCACUCUUGUUUUUGGCCUUUUUUUUUCAUUCCAUUUUUUUUCCCCAUUUCCUGAACUCUGAAAGUCUGGAAAAACUGGGUCUUGGAAAGCGCAGGAACCUGCACCACUUCAUUAGCUGCGUUCAACAAAGCACGGUGAUCUUCAGGUGAUUAAGAAAAAUUUAAGCUACCCAUUUUCUUUUCCUUUUGUUAAACACUGAGAUUGCAAGUUUCCUUUUUUUUUUUUUCUGGUAGUUUCAUGAAUAAUUUGUCAAGUCGUCGAUUCUCAACUUUGUUUGAUUCUGUUAAAGUAAAACCCAGUUCUUUAAAACCCUUCACUGAUGGGAAUUCGAGGAGAAGGAUUUGGAAUCCAAUUCCAAUACCCUUCAGGACAAUCCCUGUACCCAGAGGUCAAGACCUUGACUUUGUGAAUGUUGCUCAUAGCCACCUCAUUCAUUCUGAUUGGAAUAAGCUUAAUGCUUUGUCUACCCACUUAACCCCAUUUAGAGUUAAGCAUAUUUUGUUAAAGAUUCAAAAGGACCAUGUUCUUUCUCUUGAGUUCUUCAAUUGGGUUAAAACUCAAAACCCCAUUUCACAUUCCCUUGAAACUCAUUCAAUGAUUCUCCACAUUCUCACCAAAAGCCAGAAAUUUAAAUCAGCAGAAUCGGUCUUGAGGAGUAUUAUUGUGUCUGGUUCAUUGGAAUUGCCAGCUAAGUUGUUUGAUGCAAUACUGUAUUCUUAUCGGAUAUGUGAUUCUUCUCCUCGUGUGUUUGAUUUACUGUUUAAGACUUAUGCACAUUCGAAGAAGUUUAGGAAUGCUACUAAUGCUUUUUCUCGAAUGAAGGAUUAUGGGUUUUUGCCAACUGUUAAGUCAUGUAAUUUAUAUUUGAGCUCGUUACUAGAUUUACAUAGAGUGGACAUUGCUUUGGGAUUCUACAGAGAAAUGUGGCGUUGCAGGAUUUCUCCCAACGUAUACACUUUUAAUAUAGUAAUUCAUGCAUUUUGCAAGUCAGGAAAACUUGAUAAGGCAAUGGAGUUGUUAAAAGAGAUGGAGAGUAUGGGUUUUAGUCCUACCAUUGCAUCUUACAAUACAUUGAUUGCAGGGUAUUGUAACAAGGGUCUUUUGAACUUGGCUGUGAAGCUUAAAAACUCAAUGGGGAAGGAUGGAGUGCACCCAAAUGUGGUUACUUUUAACACCCUAAUAAAUGGUUUUUGUAGGGAAGGGAAAUUACAUGAAGCAAACAAGGUUUUCAAUGAGAUGAAAGCCCUGAAUGUGGCCCCAACUAUUGUAACUUACAAUAUUUUGAUAAACGGGUACAGCCUCGCAGGUAAGAGUGAGAUGAGCAACAGGCUUUAUGAGGACAUGUCAAAGAAUGGAGUUAAGGCUGAUAUACUGACAUACAAUGCAUUGAUACUGGGAUUAUGCAAGGAGGGUAAGACAAAGAAAGCUGCUUAUCUGGUUAAAGAACUUGAUAAGGAGAACUUAGUUCCAAAUGCUUCAACAUUCUCUGCCCUUAUUAGUGGGCAGUGUGUCAGGAACAACUCUGACCGUGCAUUCCAGAUUUAUAAGACCAUGCUCAGGAGUGGUUGUCAUCCAAAUGAAUGCAUUUAUAAUAUGUUGAUUUCUACCUUUUGCAAGAAUGAGGAUUUUGAUGGAGCAGUACAGGUGUUGAAUGAUAUGAUUGAUAGAUUAGUGAUUCCUGAUUCUGGUACUUUAUCUGAGCUCCACAAUGGACUUUGCCAAUGUGGUAAAAAUCAAUUGGCAACGAUCUUAUGCAAAAAACUGGAAGACAGACACCUGCUGCCAGGAGGAUUUGAUAAAUCCAAAACUAUCAAUUCCCAACCAGAAAAUGGGGACAAGACAUUUUGAUUUAACUUGUAUAAUUCCAUGUGCUCCAACUUCAAUGCUCGGAUACUGUCAAGUUGACACUAUCGAGUUUUAUUUGAGAGUAUACACUAAGACAACUAUGUUUAGUCGAAGUGAAGGAAGAUUCUUAUUGUCUGUACCAAAACAAUAGCAAGGUGCCUAUUGUUGAUAGUUAAAAAAAACCACCCCCUGUUUAAUUUUAUUAAAUAUUUUACAUGUUGGAAAGAGAGAAUUUUUACAGAUGUUUUUCUGAUUCUUUGUGCA
Molecule: messenger RNA, 2123 nt
Organism: Durio zibethinus
Lineage: Eukaryota; Viridiplantae; Streptophyta; Magnoliopsida; Malvales; Malvaceae
Product: Tetratricopeptide repeat (TPR)-like superfamily protein
Molecular function (GO): protein binding
Source: RefSeq, a predicted model, not a curated record